GUACAGCUGAACGAGUGAGCUUCUCGCGCAUUCUCCGUAACUGUGAAGUAGAUUGUUCACUUUUGUUGCUCCCUGUGUGUAAUGUUGAUCGGAAAUUGAUCUUAAAUCACCAUUCCUAAAGUAUCAUUAUUGUAAUAGUUUAGCAUAGGCACUCGUGUAUCGGUAUAGGAGAAGUUGUAGAUCGCAUAAAAACGCAGAUCGAAACAGCCAGAAAGGACAACCUAAAAAAUCGCUUCGGGAAAGUGAGAUCUAGAGUGCUUUGGUGCGUAUGCAGUUGUGGGAAAAGUAAAGUGUGAAAGCCACGCAAAAGUUUCACUUAGUGCUUAAAUUGGUGCGAAUUUCAGUGGAUUAAGUUAAGUGCAAAGUAUCAUCGAACGGCUAGCAGCAGGAGUAAAAGAGAUAGUCCAAGUGUCGGACCCCAACGCACACAUACAGUUUACACAGACACGGAAACCAGUUACGAGUUUGCCGUCUCAUUUGCUGGCUCUCGAUCGCUCACUAGCUCACAGAGAUCCAGCUAGAGGGAAAAAAACACACGAAGUGCUCGACAGCAUUUGUGACGACGGUGACGUGUUGUGUGUUUGAAAGUUCGCUGAAGUUAGACAUCGAGUGGACAACCGACCGAGCGCUUUUACUCGCCAGUUAUCGUUUAGGAUUAGCAAAUAGCAGUCAGGUGCCGCCAUCAAGAUAGAUCAUCCAAAUCGUCGCGGUUCUAGUGUCGUGAUAGCAUUUACAUCGAUUUGGCCAGCGAACGGGCAGCAGUAGGUACGGUGCGGCGAUGGCGUCCACGCUGAUGUUCUGGAACAAGCAGAACUCCAACAGCCAAAACGGGAACGAUGCCAAGAAUACAAAGAACGGUCGCAAUUGGCUACACGCGCCCGACGUGCUGGUCAACGGUCAUGUUGCCUAUCUAGUCAAAUUCCUCGGAAGCACGCCCGUCGAGCAAGCGAAAGGAAUCGAGGUAGUGAAAGAAGCCAUCCGGAGGUUACAGUUCACACAGCAGAUGAAAAAGGCGGAAGGUGGCAGCAACGUCAAAACGAAGAAAGUCGAGAUCACUGUCAGUGUGGACGGUGUAGCGAUACAGGAACCCCGCACCCAGACGAUCCUGCAUCAGUUCCCGCUUCACAAAAUCUCGUACUGUGCCGACGAGAAGGGCGUGAAAAAAUUCUUCAGCUUCAUCGCCAAAACUGGCAGCGGGGCGUCAACGCAAUCAUUAAGUGCCGCCAGUGACGAUACGCAUUCGUCUCACUCGGCCGAUCAGGAUGGACAGCACGAGUGUUUUGUGUUUAUCUCGAACAAGCUCGCGUCGGACAUUACGCUCACGAUCGGGCAGGCGUUCGAUCUAGCCUACAGGCGUUACGUGAACGACAGUGGUAAAACUGUGGAGGCAUCAAAGUUGCAAACCCAGAAUAAACAACUGGAGAACACGGUCUCUGUGUACCGUCAACGCCUGAAGGACCUCUCGGAGUUGGUGUCGAAGCCGGACUUAGAUAAAUUGCUACUGAGACUAGGUCUUCGAGAUAUCUGCGAAGUGCCAGCGUUGGAAAACGGCGUCAAUAACCACAUGGCCACAGUCAAUGGUAGUAAGACGCCUGAUUUAGGUAUUGAUGUGUCGUUACCAAACAACGACGAUCAACUAUUGAUCGAAACAUCGCCGAAGCACUUUGCUCCACUUGUUCCACCCAGAAAUAUCCAGAAUCAGAUCAACAGCACACUUGAAGCAUUCAAACCUUCGGUCGGAACAAAGAUGGAAGGUUUGCUGUUAAAUUCCGACUCGGAUAGUGAUUUUGAUCCGCGUGCUCCGGACAAUGAUAGUCCUUCAAUCGGUGGAAAUAAAAUCAGCAAUGAUCUAUUCGGAUUCGAACCACCGAGACAAAGCAUAGGGCAACAGUUGUUUACUAGCAGCAGUAGCAACCAUAACAGUUUUACCAACGGGAACCAUGGUAGCAACGGAUUCGGUGCUCCCACAAGUCCUCCUCCAAUUCUGGCUCCUCCUCCACAAAAAUCUGCCCCGCGAAGGACAACCUCAUCCCACCAGAACACCGGCGGUGCCACCAAUGGUAACGGAUAUCAGGAUUUGUUUGGAUCGGCACCUUUCAAUCCACAGGACACAACAUUUGACGGUUCCUUCACGCAGAGCGUACAUUCUGCCGCUCUCUCAAACAGUACAUUCACGGAUGAGAUCAAAAUUUUUGCCGAUAACUCUUCCAAACUGGACGACGUACUGUCUUUGAACAAUGGUUUUUACACGUCUUCGCAAUCAGCAGCAGCAACAGCCACAAGUUCAUUUUCGAACCCAUUUGCAACAUUGGCCGCCCCUGCAAAAAGCAUCCUUAGAAACAAUCCACUUGCCGCGGUACAACAUAAUGCUAGGGCGUACGACAUGUUCCAGAAUAACAGCGACGUAGAAAUGCUUACCGGUAGUAUUCCAUCCUCCUUUUCAUCUGACAAUACCCGUGCCGACCAACAGUCGAUGCCAUCGACGACAUUGCCCAGCUCAAAUACGAUUACGAACGCUGACCUGGCUAAUUCGGAAGCACUAUUUCAAGAUUUUGCUCUAUCGGCGUUUAAUGAAUUCAAGAGAGAUUUAAGUUGCUCUAGAAACCGCCAGAGAGGUAGCGCGAACCGUGCUGGCACAAACGGAAAGCAUACGUCGACGAUGGCCACGAAAGAACUCGGUGCUGGCAAGGGUACCAUCAUCACGGGGAAUCACAACUUCAAUGGUGCACGUUUGAUCACUACUAGUCCUCCGUCACAGUUCCACCAGAAGACUAUAUCCAAAAACGGCAUGUUUAGCUCGGACGACCUGCUGGAUACGUUCGAUCCGCUAAAAAAGUGAUGGGAAAUCACUAAUCAAUAACCGAAAAAUUAAACCCUCUACGGUUCCGUCUGAUAUAUUUUGUUUACUUUCUCUGUGGUACGUUGUUUGAUUCUGCUGGUUUGAACAAAACGCCACCCUCCCAUUCACACUAGAUCUAUCUUCAGAUUUUUUGUUUGUAACGAGAGAAUCUCUACAAUUAUGCAUAUACAUUUAUUAAUCAUUAGUCUUCUUUUACCCUAGAGAUCUGUUGAAGAGCGAAUGGAUGCGAAAGUUUGUUUAUGAUUAUGCUAUUUUUUACUAGGAAAAACUAUUUGAAAUAUCAAUUUAAUGUUCAAAAGCCAUUGGCUACAUAUUGUGGAAAAUAUAUUUUUGUAAUUGAAUUAAUUGGCAAAUUAGGAACAAUCAAGCUAAAGUAUUAACUCAAUCACCGAAAAUAAAUUUACAAUUUUGUAGGUUAAUCAA
Topomyia yanbarensis is the source of this 3283-nucleotide messenger RNA. It is a transcript of the gene ced-6, whose product is annotated as PTB domain-containing adapter protein ced-6. NCBI's taxonomy places the organism in Eukaryota, Metazoa, Arthropoda, Insecta, Diptera, Culicidae. The transcript has 12 exons. The record is from RefSeq and is a predicted model, not a curated record. The coding region runs from base 779 to 2839 and encodes 686 amino acids.